AUGGUUUCUGUCUCUGACGACGUCCAUCACAGGACGGAAGAAAUUUCAGCACGGAGUCAUCGGGGUCGUAGGAUGCUGAGCCGAGAUUUCCUACACAGAGUUCAACAGACAAAAGUCCAAGGUAAUCCUCCUGCGGUAUCCAGUGCAACCAAUCUACGAAUUCCUUCGACCCGCCUUUUCAAACGAAAUGAAAUGUAUGCCAGUAUCAAAAGAGCCAACGUCCUGAAUAGGAGGAACGAGUGUAGAAAACUGAGUAGGCACUAUUUGUUGCUGUUGGGUUGGCUUGAGGAGAGGGAAAGAGAGGAAGUGCAGGAGCCACCAUUGAAUAAGGGAAGGAGGCUGGGUUAA
Messenger RNA from Protopolystoma xenopodis, 348 nucleotides. NCBI's taxonomy places the organism in Eukaryota, Metazoa, Platyhelminthes, Monogenea, Polystomatidea, Polystomatidae. The record is from the annotation of a GenBank genome assembly.